Molecule: messenger RNA, 795 nt
Organism: Lepus europaeus (European hare)
Lineage: Eukaryota; Metazoa; Chordata; Mammalia; Lagomorpha; Leporidae
Gene: ZDHHC22
Product: zinc finger DHHC-type palmitoyltransferase 22
Exons: 2
Coding region: 1-795 (264 amino acids)
Biological process (GO): protein palmitoylation
Cellular component (GO): Golgi apparatus
Molecular function (GO): palmitoyltransferase activity
Source: RefSeq, a predicted model, not a curated record
AUGCUGGCCCUGCGGCUGCUCAACGUGGUGGCCCCCGCCUACUUCCUGUGCCUCUCCCUGGUGACCUUCGCGCUGCAGCUGUUCCUCUUUCUGCCCAGCAUGCCGGAGGACCCCGCGGCCGCCCCGCUCUUCCCGCCCGCCCUGCUCCACGGGGCGCUCUUCCUCUUCCUCUCUGCCAACGCCCUGGGCAACUACGUCCUGGUCAUCCAGAACUCCCCGGACGACGACCUGGGCGCCGGCCAGGGCACCCCGGCCAGGAGGGCCCCGUGCCCCCCGCCCAGCACCCACUUCUGCCGGGUGUGCGCCCGCGUCACGCUGAGACACGACCAUCACUGCUUCUUCACCGGCAACUGCAUCGGCGGCCGGAACAUGCGCAACUUCGUCCUGUUCUGCCUCUACACCUCCCUCGCCUGCCUCUACUCCAUGGUGGCCGGCGUGGCCUACAUCUCCGCCGUCCUUUCCGUCUCCUUCGCCCACCCCCUGGCCUUCCUCACGCUCCUGCCCACGGCCAUCAGCCAGUUCUUCGCGGGAGCUGUCCCCGGUUCUGAAAUGUUCGUCAUCCUCAUGCUCUACCUCUGGUUUGCCAUCGGCCUGGCCUGCGCCGGCUUCUGCUGCCACCAGCUGCUGUUGAUCCUCCGAGGGCAGACCCGCCACCAGCUGCGGAAGGGGGUGGCAGUGAGGGCACGGCCCUGGCGCAAGAACUUACAGGAGGUCUUUGGAAAGAGGUGGCUGCUAGGCCUCCUGGUCCCUAUGUUCAAUGUUGGAAGUGAGAGCUCUAAGCAACGGGACAAGUAG